CGCCGAUGCGAGUACCUGAUACAUCUACCUUGACUAUACAUUUAUUUUGUUUCCUAAAAACGCGAGUGUAAUUUUAACAUUACAAAACAUCCAAAAAGAAAGAACCAUAAAUGCGGUUGAUGGCGUUGUGUUUAAAAUAUGAAUCGAAAGGGAACACGAGAACAAAAUGAUAUUUCCAUAAUUAUCGGGAACUUACCAAAACGACUACAGGAUAAAAUCAUUAUACGUGAAGGGAAUAGCAGCAGUGGUGGCAAUGUGGUAGACACAAAUAAAAAAGGCGGGAGCAAAAGCAAUGAGAAUACAAGGACUAGCAGCGAUGGAAUAUUGGAAAAGCAAAAUGCAGGUGUGGCUGUGGCGGCCGAUAAAAGGCCAACACCAAUGGACGAUGAAGUGACAACCAUUGAUUACUUUUUGCGAUUGCCAGCUGGAACAGACGUGGAACACAGAGGGAACGUUGUUCGGUCCGUUUUGGAAUCCAGCGGACCUACAACAAAUGUCGUGCAGGUGAAAUUGCUACAGAAACCCGCGGUUGAGAAUGCUGACCGCCAUGAAGAAGUAUCUAUACCAGGUUUGAUACGCCUCAAUGCCGAAAAUGCAAAGAAAAUGAAUGAAACACCAUUGUCGGCGGCAUCGUCCUCCUCGAAUGGUUUGCGCAACCAUGAGCGACGCAACAGACAUCAGACAAGACAGGAAGUCUUAUCAACAUCGAAACAUAUUAUGCCAAUGUCUCCGGCGAGACAUGUCCAAAGAAUAAAUCACCCAAAUUGGUUUGAGCUUUUGGAAGAAACUUGGGCAAAUCGAUUGCCUCCUUUGUUUGAAAAACUUCAGCAGAUAAUGCAACAAAAUCAAGUCAUUGAGAAGUGGAAUUACUUGUGUACACUGCGCAAAGAACUUCAAGAUAUAUUCCAACAACUGCUACUAAAAAACCUUAAAUUUUGUUGUGAGCAAAAGGUUGACUCUUUUUUUUGGAAAGUUCUUUUUUACAACAUGAGGGAACAUUUGAAAGAACAGCAACAAGGUGAAGCUGAAGUCAUUAAAUACAUACGAGCAAUAAUUGAUGAUGGUAUUAAGUUCUAUGAGAAUCUCUAUCAUGAAUUGGAACAACAAUAUCUUUCCAAGAAGAAAGUUUUGACACAUGGCACUUCAUCAUCUUCGUCCCAACGUUCGCAACAAAAACUAGAGUUUAUAGCCAAAGUUAUGGCCCAAAAAAUAUUAAUAUGUCUGGGAGAUUUGUGGCGUUAUAAAAUCAAAGAUUCUCAAGGUCAAGAUUACAGUGCAGCAGAAAAAUAUUAUCAAAGUGCUCAAGCUUUAGUUCCGUCAAAUGGGGUACCCUAUAAUCAAUUGGCCAUCAUAGCAAUACUUAAUCGUAAAAAAUUCGACGCCAUUUACUUCCAUAUGCGUAGCCUUAUGUCUUCCAAUGCCAUAUACUCAUCAAAAGAAUCCCUGUUAGUUUUAUUCGAUGAAAUACGCAAGAAAUACGAGGAGACUGAAUUGAAAUCGUCUCCUAUACAUGCUAACAUUCAUCACAGCAACAAUAACUCACAGUCUAAAUCAAUGCGAAAAGAAGUAUGGAUUUAUCCAGAUGGUAUGCGUCGUUUGCAUCGUACUGACUUAAACGGCAAUAGUAACUAUAAAUUGGCGGUUAGUGAAGAAAAACGUUUUAAAGAAAUGCCUGUAGAAGAGCUUCUGCGUCGCAUAGUAUCACUGUAUCUGUAUAUCAUUGGCAAGUUAUUUAAUGGUGUCGGCAUGGAAACCAUAGUAGAUAAUCAAAGAAAAUUGCUAAUGCAAUUCGACGUAUUAUUGCAACAUAACAAAUUAGGAAUUACAAGAACAAGACUUUUGAAAAUAUUGGCCUUAAAUAUAUUUGUGAUGGAGCAUAACUUAAAUAAAGACACUCGACGUUAUCAUGCGUUUAACUUUUGCAAUCAAUUCUUUGGAUUACUGUUACGUAAAACAAAUUCAUUAUUGGUCGAUCUAAAUGACAAUCCGGAGGAAUUCGACGAUGAAAAGUUUGUGGAUUUGACUACCAUGCUACAGUAUAUUAGAAUCUAUGUUUUGUGGCUUCAACAUCAUGUAAACAUUUGGGAACCCAUUAAAAAUGAGGAGCACAUAUACUUUAACUCGUGGCAUGAAAUUGAAAAAUAUUUCGAACUCAUUAAACAAGAAAAUUUAGUUCUUCCAUCCGAAAAUGAGGUUAGAUUCGAAGAAGAUAUAUUUUUGGCCGGCUUUACACCCACAGCCGCGAUAAUUCCCAAACCAAAGGAUGACCAACUAUCCGAUGAAGGUUUACAGCUCAAGGCAAGGUUGAAAAUAAUUGGAGAUUUCGAAAACUUCUAUAGAGAGCAUUGUCAACGUUUGGAAAAUGUUGAAACAUCACAUUUUAUAAACGAAGUUUUGAAUUCAGAUAUAAAGCAGGCAUUGGAUGAUUUGCAAAGCUCCCAGUCCUUUAAUGCAAAUGUCACAGUUGGGGAUAGCAAUGAAAAUUGCGAUUCAAAUGAUAUAGAUGAUAAAGUUGCGGAAGACGUUGAGAACAAUGCGGAAAAUAUUGUUGUCAAUGGUGAUGCAUUGCAUGUGAGAACAUCAAACAAAUUAUUAAAAGCAAGUUUUAGCAAUGCUAAAAUGGAAAAUGACCAAUUAUCACAAUUGUCUAAAUUGAAACGUGAAUUAGAAGCGAAAUCAAAUGUAAAGAAAAUGUAUUCGAACAAAUUGGAGGAAAUUUUAAAAUUUGUGGACACAAAGUUGUAUAUUGAAGUCAGACCUAAAUAUUUGCUGCCUGAUACGAAUUGCUUCAUAGACUGUUUAGAGGAUUUUGAGCGUAUUGUAAAUGAGUUCAAACGAUAUACUCUAAUAGUUCCGCUAACGGUCGUUAAGGAACUCGAUGGUCUUUCGAAGGGUGUAAAAGUGGAAUCAAGCUUAGAAACCAUGCAAAAGCAUCGUAUACAUCAUUAUGACGAUGUAUCAACAAGAGCCAAAAAGUCGUUGGAUUUUAUAAAAUCUGCCAAAAGUCAUGUAAAAUGUGCCACUACUAAAGGUUCUAUAAUAAAUGCAUCACUGUUUGCUUUAGUAGAGGAAGAACAUGUAUCGAAUGAUGAUAAAAUUUUGGCUACCGCUGUUGCUUUAUCAAAAACUAUGAGCACUGAGACUGUCAAAGAUGGCAAGUGUUUCAUACAAACUGAAUUGGUUCUCAUAACAACUGAUCGUAAUUUACGUGUAAAAGCAUUAUCACGUAAUUUGACUGUAAGCGAAUUGCCGGAAUUUAUACAAUGGGCGAAAGACUGUAACUAAAGGAUACUGCGUGUGCUACAACAGGUGUCUCUAAUCUAUGUGAUUUCUUGCAAAAUGGAUUUUUCUUCAACAAAAUUGAUGAUAACAUUUCUUUUUUAAUGCAAUCCAACCCCAUCUAAAUAUUUUUUCUUCACAAAUUUUUUAUACUUAAAAUAGACCCUUCUCCUCAAUGUAGAUAUAUGUAUUUUAUAUUUAUACAGCCAUAGCUGUAUACCAAGGAAGAAUACUAAUAAUAACUUCUACAUAUACAUGAAGAUUUUUACAUACCCAUUUUAGAGAAGUCGUACACGUUAUUUAAGAAUUAUUAUUAUUAUUAUUUUUGGUAAAUAUUAACCAAGCAGGAGAAAUCGAAUUUUGUAUGAAGUGUUUUACACCAAGUGUUCAGAAAAAAACUAUUGGAAUAUUAGUUUUGUGUCAUUUGUUAAUCUUUUUCUUUUAUCUCUUUAGAAUUACAUAACUCUUUGAGUACCCUUCGUUCAGAAGUGUUUGUUAACGCAAUCGUAAUAUAAUGGUGUUGGAAAAAUUAUCAGUUUUUUUUACAAUAAAAUGCAUAACUAUAAAGAAAAA
Musca domestica (house fly) is the source of this 3852-nucleotide messenger RNA. RefSeq names its product telomerase-binding protein EST1A (gene Smg6). Lineage: Eukaryota; Metazoa; Arthropoda; Insecta; Diptera; Muscidae. The coding region runs from base 139 to 3285 and encodes 1048 amino acids. Gene Ontology annotation, cellular component: telomerase holoenzyme complex. The record is from RefSeq and is a predicted model, not a curated record. Gene Ontology annotation, biological process: nuclear-transcribed mRNA catabolic process, nonsense-mediated decay. The transcript has 12 exons. Gene Ontology annotation, molecular function: protein binding; telomeric repeat DNA binding; telomerase RNA binding.